AUGAGGAGACAUCGUUCGGGGUCUUCUCCUUCGCCGUACCGGGCGCUUGCAAACCAGAAUGGCGGCGGUCACGGCGCAGGGGGGAUUCCUGACUCCAUGUCAUUAAUCAGAUCUUUCAACGUUGAAGCCACACCGACGAGACCGGUGCGCCCCUCGCCAUUGACGGCUUCAACCAUUCGCGACAUGCCGCUUGACCUGGUCGACCGGAUCAGAUCUUUCCCCUUGUUCCAGUCUGCCUCAGAAGACUUUCUCGCCGCCAUUGGCAACCAUCUGAGGCCGCAGGUCCAUGCAGCCCAAGACACCAUCCUUCACGAAGGUGAAGAUGCCAGAGCCAUGUACUGGAUCGUGCGUGGCGUCGUUGCCGUUACCUCGCGUGAUGGUGAAGCUGUCUUUGCCGAACUCAAGGCAGGUUCCUUCUUUGGCGAGAUUGGCGUGCUCAUGGACGUCCCGCGUACUGCGUCAAUAGUCGCGCGGACCAAGUGUCUUCUCGUCGUUCUCAAGAAGGAGAACCUACAGACUGAGCUGCCACGAUCUGUUCACAACUCCAAAAAACGGAAGUCGCCGAGCCCUGGCGCCAUCGAAGACCCUGCUGCCGGCAGUGCCCUUGGAAGCGGCUUCGUUAAUGUGCGCAAGACGCUCAAAGAAUUCCCUCUUUUCUCGACCCUACCCUCCGACAUUCUGCACUUUCUCGGACUGAGCGCCCAGCCCAAAACAUAUUCACCUUUUACCGACAUUGUACGUCAGGGCGCCCCCGGCAACGAUAUAUUCUUCAUUGUUCGCGGUGAGGCUGAAGUGGUACGUGAGCCUGCCAAAUCAGAGGACCCGUUCAGGAAGAUGCCCAGAGGAUCGUACAUUACCCCGCGGUUAAAGGCAGGACAGUACUUUGGAGAGGUAGCCAGUCUGGGUCUCUCCGAGGGUCGAACUGCCUCUGUACGUUCAAUCACCACUGUUGAGUGUCUCAUGAUCGACGGCGAUGCUCUGGAAGAGCUCUGGAAGAUGUGUCCUCCCGACAUCAAGUUGCAGGUGGAGGAGACAGCUCGAAAGCGAUACAGGAAGACGGAUGAAGAUGUGGAUAUGCAUGAUGUCAACACGGAACAGCAACGAAGCAAGUCUGAUCCUCCGACGCCUACGACUCCGAAAGUCCUUCCUCACGUCACGUUCACCACACCCUCAAAACCUACGUCACCAACAAGGGAAGAUGCCGGAGAAGCCAUGGAACCCAAAGACCCCGACCCUUAUCUGAGUGUCAACAUGGAGAAUUUACGAAAUCGGCGGAGGAAUUCCCUCGCGCCACCGACGCCGCAACCCGAUGCACCGUCACCUAGCGUAUUGAAUGGGAGAUAUCAACCGCUCGACACGACUCCGAUCCGAUUUGGCGUUCCUCAGUGGCCAUCAGAUUCUGAAGAAGUGCCGCCGAAACGAGCCAGGAUCCUGCCCCACCGGCCACUUUCGAUGCAAACACCAUCUCUGCCAGACAAGGUUCUGGUCAGUGCUCUGCAGUUGAUGAGCGUGGGCGAGCUGGUCCGACUUCGGCUCGUGUCAACGCACUGGCGCAAGGUGAUCGAGAAGGACCCCGGAGUGUGCAUUAAUGCAGAUCUCUCCCCAUAUAACCGGAGGGUGACGGAUCAUACCAUCAGGACCGUCAUUGGGCCCUUCUUGGGCAACCGGCCGGAAAUGAUUGAUAUCAGCAAUUGCUUCCAUCUGACCGACGAAGGGUUCAAGUCGCUCUGGGAGCAAUGCGGACGCAAUGUGAAGCGAUGGAGAAUGAGAUCCGUGUGGGACGUGUCGGCCAAUCAGAUUCUGGAAAUGGCCGAAAACGCCAAAGAUCUCGAGGAGGUGGACUGGAGCAACUGCAGGAAAGUUGGUGAUAAUCUCCUGGCUCGGGUUGUUGGAUGGGUGGUGCCAGAACCCCCGCCACCGCCCCCACAGAACAAGCAAGUGGUUAUCUCGAGUUCAAACGCCAGAGGUCGGAACCAGAAGCAACAAACCCGUCCUCCUGCCAACAUUCCCAAACCCGGUACGGUCAUCGGAUGCCCCAAGUUGAAGCAUCUCAACCUUUCGUACUGCAAGCAUAUCACCGACCGCUCCAUGGCUCAUAUGGCCGCACACGCUUCUACGCGCCUGAGGUCACUGUCCCUCACACGUUGCACAUCCAUCACCGAUGCUGGAUUUCAGUCCUGGGCGCCCUUUCGCUUUCUCGGCCUCAAUCGACUGUGCCUCGCCGAUUGCACAUAUCUGUCUGAUAACGCAAUUGUCGCGCUUGUGGGGGCCGCGAAGAACCUGACCCAUCUUGAUCUUUCGUUCUGCUGCGCCCUGUCCGACACGUCUACCGAGGUUGUUGCGCUCGGCCUUCCUCUUCUGCAGGAGCUGCGGCUCGCAUUCUGUGGCAGUGCCGUUUCGGACGCCAGCUUGCAAUCCGUUGCGCUGCACCUCAACGAGUUGCAGGGCAUCUCAGUCCGUGGCUGCGUUCGGGUCACCGGCAAUGGCGUCGAGAAUCUGCUCGACGGCUGUGGACGGCUGACUUGGGUCGACGUCAGCCAGUGCCGCAACCUCGAGGGAUGGAUCCGUACCGGUGGUGUGGCGCGCUGGGGCUUCGACGAGCGAGGCGGAAAUGGCCUGCCGUCGCCCAGUUCCUCUGACGACGGAGACCGGCCAAAGCUCAUGGCGAGGGCUAUGUCGAUGAGCAAAAACUCGAUGGGACACAACGUGGGAGUUCCAGGCCGUACGAUGAGUUUCCGCAGACGAACGAGGAAGCCGGUUCGAUUUAUCGUCGAAAAGGGAACCGGAGUAUUACGGUGA
Molecule: messenger RNA, 2799 nt
Organism: Verticillium dahliae VdLs.17
Lineage: Eukaryota; Fungi; Ascomycota; Sordariomycetes; Glomerellales; Plectosphaerellaceae
Product: cyclic nucleotide-binding domain-containing protein
Exons: 2
Coding region: 1-2799 (932 amino acids)
Molecular function (GO): protein-containing complex binding; protein binding
Source: RefSeq, a predicted model, not a curated record